GCCGCCGUGGUCACACCCUUCCCAGCGUCCCCCCCUCCCGCUCUGCCCGCCAUGUUCUGGAGGAGGAGAUACGUGUAGCCUGGCUUUAGCUGGUUUAGCAUUAGCAACACAUAGCUAGGCGGAGGCGCAACAAGCUCCCUGAACGCCAAAAUAAGUACUCUUUUUUUAUUUUACCCAGGAAUUGGCAAAACGCGUUUAUGGGUUUAUAUCCCUGGAGUAACAGUUAAAUCUGACGUAACUCAAACGAUAUGGUGAUGGCGUGGUCAUGUGUGCAGCCAGCACUGUGUGUGUGGUGAUGGUUUUAACAGACGCUGUUCUGGAGGACUCAGGAACACUGCACUGGCCUGGAGAAGCCUCAUAAACAAACGCACACAUACACAACAGACUCACACACACGCACCUGUACACAAGAUUGACACAUACACACGCCACCGCCGUGCCUUGAGAAAGGACACAGGCGCACGGACACGCAACACAAGCUUCACCUGUAGCGCACACACGUUUACACCUUCUGGUGUGUGUGUCUCUACUCGAACAUUAUUGGUGCCCUAGCUCCUCACCUGUGUGAGAGUGUGCAUUUUUAUUUCUCCCCGUCUGUCCCACCUCCGCCGCCACCAUGCCGAGCUCCACCAUCCGCCGGCAGAUGAAGAACAUGGUGAACAACUACUCUGACGCUGAGAAGAAGGUCAGAGAGGCCACUUCCAACGACCCCUGGGGCCCGUCGUCUUCGCUCAUGUCCGAGAUCGCCGACCUCACCUACAACGUGGUCGCCUUCAGUGAGAUCAUGAGCAUGAUCUGGAAGCGGCUCAACGACCACGGCAAGAACUGGCGCCACGUCUACAAGGCCCUCACCCUCCUAGACUACCUGAUAAAGACAGGCUCCGAGCGAGUGGCACUGCAGUGCAAAGAGAACAUCUUUGCCAUCCAGACUCUGAAGGACUUCCAGUACAUUGACCGAGACGGCAAAGACCAGGGCAUCAACGUCCGGGAGAAGAGCAAGCAGCUAGUGGUCCUACUCAAAGACGAGGACCGUCUCAAAGGAGAGCGGUCUCAGGCUUUGAAGACCAAAGAGCGUAUGGCCCAGGUGUCCACAGGGAGCACUCAGAUGGGUUUUGGCCGAGGCUCGUCUCAGCCCAACCUCUCCACUUCUUACAGCGAAGAGUACGGCCGGUCAGAGGGCUCACCUGCGUCCUACCAUGGCUCCACGUCUCCCAACGCGGGUUCAGAACUGGAGCAGGCCAGACCUCAGACCAGCGGAGAGGAGGAGCUACAGCUGCAACUGGCUCUGGCCAUGAGCAGAGAGGCUGCGGAGCAGGAGGAGCGCUUGCGCAGAGGGGACGACCUGAGACUACAGAUGGCCUUGGAGGAGAGUAAGAAAGGAGGUCCAGAAUCGGCAAAACUGCCCAAGAAGAAAAGAGAGCCACAAUCAUCUUUAAUGGAUCUGAUGGAUGUCCCUGAGCCUGGUGCUCGCGCUGACCCCUGGGGGGCCGGAGUUGGAGCCGGGGUUGCGGCAGCCUCUGCUUCAGAAGACCCCUGGCACUCUUAUGGGUCUGCACCUAAGCCAGCAGCCCCAGUGGACCCAUGGGGUGUUACGCCUUCUGUUCCACCCAUGAAGAGUGCUGAUCCCUGGGCAUCAAACUCUACUCCUGCCCCUGACCCCUGGGGCUCCGCAGCUGCCCGCCCCAAGACUUCCAACACAGGUAGCUUUGACCUGUUCAGUGCAUCCAACGGUACGUCUAAAGAGGACUUCUCAGAAUUUGACAGCCUGCGCUCUUCCUCCUCUGUCCCCACUGGUGAUGGGGGCGUAGCAUCCUCUCUCCCCUCCCAAGCCAGUCUCGCUAGCAGCGGCAGCAUGGACCUCUUCGACCCCCUGCCCAGCUCCAUUUCUAUGUCUGCCACCACGAACCCGACUAGGAAGACUCCAGAGUCCUUCCUGGGUCCCAAUGCUGCCCUGGUCAAUCUGGACUCCCUGGUGACCAAACCAGCCCAGCCUGCGCCAGUUGUCAACCCAUUCUUAGCUUCAACAGGUGGCUCUGCUCCAGCUCCUGCUCCAGCUUCAGCAGCCCACGCCAACCCCUUCCAAGUGAGCCAGCCAGCCCCCCCCACCCUCAACCAGAUGCGGGUCAGCCCCAUGCCCGCCAGCUUUGGCAUGGCCGAGCCCAUGGCCAUCUCCUCUGGGCCUGCUCAGCCCAUCACCAUGGUCCCCCUGGCAGGCAUUGCCCCCAUGGCCCGCGUCAUGCCCGGAAUGGUCGGCGCUGUCGGAGGCGUGGGGAUGAGUGCGGGGAUGCCGGGCUCCAUGUCCUUGCCCCAGCCCCUGAUGAGCAUGCCACCCCAGGCCGGGACACAGCCCACCGGAACCACCAACCCCUUCCUUUUGUGAGGGUGUAACCGGGGGGCGACUUUCCCCAGAGUAACCCCUCCUCUCUCUCUUACUCUCUCUCUCUUCCACUUUGGCUCCUGAAGUAGCUUCAAAAUGAACAAGGAGAUGUCUUAUCCCAUCUAUCUCUUUAUAACCAACUCCUAGCCAGGUCGUAGUCCCAGUCUGGCGCCCCACACACACACACACACACACACACACACACACACACCUUAACACACUCCUUUACUCCUUCCUCCUUUGUCUCAAUGCUACAAGCUGCCUAGUCCUGUGUGCUCCAUAUUGAUCCGACGAUGGUGUUGAUGACCGCUAGGAGUUUUAAUCUGUCUACGGAUUUACAGAGUAGCAAUGGUGUUUACAGUCUUUCCACAGAGACCGGGCCCUCCUCCCUGUCUCUCAUUCACUCGCCUCCUCUCCCUCACUUCUUCCCUUAGGACUGCUCUGUUCUUCUUCUGUGGUGGAGUGACAGGAGAGUCUGACCAUACUAAUGCCAGGAUCUUAUCUCUUCACUUGAGCUAAUCUUUUAUAAGCCCUGUGUGCGUGUGUGUGUGCGUGUGUGUGUGCGUGUGUGGUACUUUUCCAGUGGGUUUUACUUAUACACACUGGAGUACGGAUGAGAGAAGGUCAAUGUGUUUAUACGUACGUGUGUGUGUGUGUGUGUGUGUGUGUGUGUGUGUGUGUGUUACUAAGCAGGGAUUUUGCACAAUUUUAUGUCUAAUUUUUUUCUGUCUGCGACUGUUGGGCUCACCGUUACACCUUAGCGUAGGGAAGGAGGCUAGCCGCUAAAACGCCCUAAACAACACACGGCCUCAGCUCUCGGUACCACUCGGUCACAACUCUCGUCCGGUCACUUCCUGUCAACUUGGACCUUUUUUUCCCGAUCCUCCACGUGAACUUUGACCUCCAGUGGUCACGGGAUUAACGAUGAACAUUUAUCAAAGGGGGCGAACCCCUUGUCCUAGGGGUUGAAAAGAUGCGUAAAUGCAAUUUCCGUCAAUGUGCGUGCUCACACGCAGGUGUACUGUUAAUGCUUGGAUACUAACAGCCACACGUUGGUGCAUUUGUUACCAAGUCUCCCCCAGUGUGUGUUUAGAUAAAAAAAAAUACAUGAACUGUGAUGGCAUCAGUAUUUUGCUAUCGGAACAUAUGGAUGCACUGAGGCAUCGUGGGACAGUUUUUUUUUUUUCUCCUUCUUUUUAGUUUGUUUCUAGGGUCAAAGGGAAAAGGGUGGGGUGUGUGCGCACACAGUUUGCAUGACAGAUACGCGUAGCUUCCAAGUGUACUUUAAUGAGCAAGUUUUCCAUUUCUCACUCAGUCAGUAGAAACCGACUUAGAAACGGCUUUAGAUAGUUUCUGAAGUGCAAGUAAAAAUGGGGGAAUAAUGUAGACAUCUGCAUUAAGUCUGUGUGGGUGUGCUUGCAUGUGUUUUUUGUGCAACCGUAUAUCAAGGAGUGUUACUAUGGUGACAGGGUUGCAAAGAAAGCUCUGGGUUUAAAGAGCAAGUCAACCACUCCGCAUCGCGAAGAGAGUUUACCUCCAAGUGGAUUUACUGUGGCUAAUCUAUCUACAAGAACAUUACCGGGUGGACACACACACACUCGCACACACUUACACAGGGCUGUUCCAGGAUCGGUCUAUUGAUAGCACAGGGAAUCCCGCAGCAAACGGCGAGACAUGUCAUGUAAACAAGCAGUUGUUAAUUUUGUUGGUUACUUUUUUGUUGUUAUUUACUAAUUAGAUGUAAAUCCAUAGCCAAGCCUUUCAGAGUUUUGGAGCUGUGUACUAGCUAAGCCAUGUAUCAUCUUCGUUCUCUCUUUUGUCUAUUUUCUGUCAUUGUAGUUUUUUCACCCUAUGGGUAGGCUACGUAAUUCUCUUCUCUUAGAAGCACAACUGUUACCAAAGUCAUAGGGACUGUGAUUUCUGAGGGUGUCGUACUUUGAAUAGCUUAAACAGUAGGGUCACACUUCACUGACAUUUUUUUUUUUUUUUUUCCUGUUUAUGGAUCCAUUGUUUAUAUAUAUAUAUAUAUAUAUAUAUAUAUUUCAUUGCUAAUUUACAGUUUGUUCAAGAGUUUGUGUAAGAAAGUGUUACUGUUGGCUGAAUAUCGGCACAUUUACUAACGGCAAGCUAAGCGUCUGUCUCUUCUAUUGGUUAAAAAAAGUGGGUAGUUAAAAUUCAGCUGAUGAAUUGCGCCCGGUGUAUAGAUCCUUCUCUUUAGGUUACUGUUCCCCCUACUCUUCAGUUCUGUUGAUAUCACUGCCAAUGCUAUUACUGUGGAAGUGGUGUUUUCUUUUUCUUUUGGUUUGCGUUGGCGCCCUCUCCUGGUCUGUUGUGGUAUGAUAGCUACACCACGGGACCCUUGGUAUUUCCACUAAACACAGACUUUCAUUUCUCUCAGGCAAAAGGAGGGGCAACUCCAACCGCGUGUAUGAUUUUGAUGAUGCUGAAGGCGGUGAUGAUGACUUUUAUGCUCGGGGUCCUGAAUGAAUGGAUGUGACACUUAACUUGCAGACCAGCAAACAUUUUUAAUCUCAACUAAAUAUAUGCAAAAAUUGGAGUUGGAAAAGUAAAAAAAAGAUAAGAAGACUUUAACGCUUGAUGUGUUUUGCAAAGUUAGAUUUGCUAAUAAAGUCUUGUCUAUUAAAAUGCUACUAUGAUAUGCUAGCUAAGACUUUCUCACUGGCCUUGAUUUCACUGCGGCCUGACCUUUUAACUUCACUCCAGCGAUUUGUGAAAAAGGUUGUUGUGGAUGCAUUGAAAACACAAAACAAAAACGUUGCUGUCUUGAACAAAUUCAGCACUCCCAAACAGUCCGACGUCACUGCAGUUGAACACUUUUUCCUGAUCCCUGGCAGCAGUUUCACAAGUCGUGGCUAUGGUGCAGUGAAAAUGUGGCCUGUGUGUAGCGAGCUCCUCUGCGUGUUACUAUGUAUUCACUAUGCUUUUAUCAAGAGGACUAACUGACCUUAUGGACUGUCUGUCUUUAUAUGCAUAAACAGCCUCCUUUUAAUCUUUUCCGUGUCUAUUUACCCUUCUCAUAGUACUGGGAGCAGGCUGCUUUUUUAUUGGAUAUGUGCUCAAUCUGUUGGCAUUAUAACUGUAUAAUAUAAUUUAUCAUUUGUACUAUUGUAACAUAAUGUUCCUCUGUAUACCUUAUUAUUCUGUGUAAUGGGUUUUUGUAGGAAAAGUCACCGUGGUAUUUUAACGGCAUCUAAACAAAUGAACGCAGCAGGCCGCACCCUGUUGGAUGAGGACAUCUGUAGCUGCAUUGGUUCAAAAUAAAAUGUAUCACUUCA
Sander lucioperca (pikeperch) is the source of this 5673-nucleotide messenger RNA. RefSeq names its product epsin 2 (gene epn2). The record is from RefSeq and is a predicted model, not a curated record. Gene Ontology annotation, biological process: endocytosis. Lineage: Eukaryota; Metazoa; Chordata; Actinopteri; Perciformes; Percidae. The transcript is spliced from 10 exons. Gene Ontology annotation, cellular component: clathrin vesicle coat; endosome; plasma membrane. Gene Ontology annotation, molecular function: phospholipid binding; clathrin binding. Bases 617 to 2380 code for a protein of 587 amino acids.